This is a messenger RNA of Orbicella faveolata, 4311 nucleotides long. RefSeq lists its product as uncharacterized. The record is from RefSeq and is a predicted model, not a curated record. NCBI's taxonomy places the organism in Eukaryota, Metazoa, Cnidaria, Anthozoa, Scleractinia, Merulinidae.
CCAGUCUGCACAGAGCGUUUUUACUCACGUGGCAACGGAUGCAAAUUUAUUGGAACAAAAGAAAGUGUUUGCAUGAGAACAGAGUUCAACUCUCACAGGAUUGGUUUGGCACCCCAACAUGACCGCCUUUUUAUUGUUUUGGAGCUCCAAUAUGGCUGCUGUGACACCAUGUGAAAACGCUCUAUAUGAGAAAACCAGUAAUUAGAAUCAACCGAUCAGAAUGACUAAAUAUCAAAAGCGGACAGCACCAACGUUUCAGGUUAACUCAUCACUUUUGAAGUAUCAGUCAUCGGUAGACUAAUCUACAUGAAUUGUAGCAUCCCCGGCCUGGGGAAACUAAAUGUUCCUACAUUUUGUUUCCCUCUUGCCCAGCCAUUACUAAAGUCAUUAAGCAGUGGUGUACAACGGAUCUAUUCCACAAAAUAUCUGUUCCCCAGCCAAGUUCUUACGAGCUGGGAAACACUUUCACUGAAGUGUUUUCCGGCAUUGUCUGUGAAUUCGGGUCAUAUGUCUCGUAGCUGGGUAAGGUUGACAGGGAACUUUGCUGGGAAGUGAGACAUUUCCGCUGGGAUAAAGAAAGAUAAAAAUUUGCCAGCAGAGAGUUAAAUUGUGUUAAAAAUACUUCGGUUACUUCGUGGACAUGAUAGUCCCGAUGAGCAUUGUUAAAAUGAAGUCUGAAGAACACCACUUCCUGUUGGUAGUGUUUAUUUAGUUUAUUACACUGUUUAUUAUAGCAUAUAUAUAUAGCUCAAAGUAUCUCUUACCAAACGACGAGACGAGCAUUUAGGGGGCACUCUUAGGAAGGAAUUUAAGGGCACUCCUAGGAAGUGCUAAACGACUGUCAAAAUGUUUUCAAACCGUUAGUUUGCAAACAACCAAACCCUAAAAUAUAAUUGAAUAUUGUCUUUGUAUUUUUCGUGAAAACAGUUCCACACCUCUGAUAGAUUACUUUAUAAGCUUUGCGUGUAAAUAUCUGAGAGGUUUGGGAAGAUGAGCAUUUUUCUUCCUCUUAAAGUCAAGUGCGAGCAUUUAAUAGUACCUGACCAAUCCUGUCCACGUGACCACUUUCAACCAAUGAACUCACGUGAAACUUCAUUAGUAAAUCAUUACGAUUGAUAUGUGUUUUCGUUUUAUAAGUUGUUUGCACUAUAGUGCGUUGAGCGAGCUGAUAGAUAUUGCAGGAAAACAUCAUGGAGGCGUUUAGAGCACGUUUCAUAUGCUAUGCUCUGCUUUUUACAGCCAAGCACGUGUCGUCGUUUGAGAGGCUUGCACGUGAUGAUAACCUCACACGAGUAGAAAUCACCACUAUCCUUGGCCGUCCUGUCAAUCUCGGUUGCUAUGUGAUUAAAAAUUAUACGAGUGAAACUAUUCAGACUCAGGCUACGUCGACUAUUACGUAUGUCUGGUUGAAGGACAGCAAAUCUGUUCCUCAGACCCCAAACUCAAGAAUACACGAGAACGUUCUUGUUGUAACCCCAAAGAAUGACACGGAUUUUGGGAUAUAUGAAUGCAACGCGACUAAUGGCGUCUCUAGUACUCGAUGUAGAAUUGAACUGAAACGGGGAUGGACCAAGACAGAACGCGAGGAAAUAACGACUGGAUGUGUGAACAUCUCUGUGUUGAUGCCUGUUCUGGCAGUGGCCGUGUUGUCUUUCCUUUUAUUCAUCCAUCUGCUGAUCAGAAGGAAGGACAAUGGAAAAAAUGAACCAGAAACACCUCAGCAACAUCAGAAACAACGCAGACGCUCAUCUGUGGCCCACCCCCACGCAGAACAACGCCAGCAGACAAGGAAGCUCUCCAGGGACCUACUGUUCAACAGCCCCUGUGAGGGGGGACCCAAUAACAACGAGACAAAGCAGGGAGUCGUUUCCAUUGAGAUGCACAUGGGAGGAGACCUUCACAGCACUCCAGAGCCCAAGCCUCGUCAAAAGCUUAGUAGACGUGACCGGAAGAAAGGAUUUUACAAUAAGUCUUUUCGAAAUGCCUCAGUUGAACUGGAUGAUGUGGAAAUGGCUUCGCACGUGCCACGCGACAAGACGGCUGAUGACGGAGAGAGCCCUAAAGAGAUAGGAUUGUACAACGAAAAUUUCAAAAACGAUUCUAUGGAUUCCAUCGAUGAUUACUCCCAGGCUUCAGUUGUCAGCGUAUUUGGCGAUUCCAGGAGCAGUGAAGGAAGAGGUGCCUAUAAAACGGUUCAAAACGAGCCCAUGGAAAGUGCUGAAGAUGUAGAUGAGGUCUUCGUAAACCAACCACUGGAAACUGCCCUGGAAAAGUCUAAGAGUGGUAACAGACAGGGCUUCGUCAAUAAAACGUUUCAUACUGAUUCCAUGGAUUUGACAGAUGAUGGCGCCAGUACCUCAGGUGAAACAGCCACAGAAGAGGCUCAGGAAGCUAUCAACAAACCUGAGGGAGCUAUCCUUGACAAGUCAAAAAGUGGUAACCGGAAAGGAUUCUUCAAUAAAAAUUUUCAUUCCGAUUCCAUGGAUUUAACAGAUGAUGGCGCGAGUACUUCAGGUGAAACAGCUCCAGAAGAUGCUCAGGAAGCUGUCGACAAAAUAGAAGUAGGAACAAUCCUUGACAAGUCCAAGAGUGGUAACCGGAAAGGGUUCUUCAAUAAAACGUAUCAUACAGAUUCCAUGGAUGUCUCGGAUGAUGAUGUUCUGGAUGACAGCGCCUGCACAUCAGGGGAUAAAGCGACAGAGGAGGAUACGAGUGUCACUGCGCAAGAUCAUGAAGAGGACACGUAUUUUUAAGUGAUAUAUCAAACACGAAAUACCGUGUUUGACCUCAUUUCCUAACACCGAGAAGAGAAUUGAAAAUAUGACGAGUAGCGGAGUAUUUUUGACGAACUUCGAGGUGUUUGGAAAUUUAAUUAGUCAAACACGGUCUCGAGUGUCAAUCUUCUCAAUCGAUACUAAAACUAAGGAGAAAACGGAGAAAUGAAAUCGUAAAAAUCUAUGCUAAUUAAGAUCAGAUAUCCAAACACCGAUUUCUCUUGAUUUUCUUUGUUUGAACUUGAUAAAUUAUUAAUGAGUUUGAGAAGUUAAGUUUGUGUUGUCUCUUAUUUUUCUAGCUGCUCUUGUCAUCUCUCUCAGACCUUCACCAGAUAGAAAUGAAAAUACAGAUUUUGGUAUUGCUAUUUAAAUUAAUUUAUUCUGCGCUUCUCGAAAUUUUAAUCCUUCUGGUCGAAAGUUUUGAAUUUAUUUCACAUCAAAUAUUUUUUCUAACUGCCAUGGAUAUGUCUUUGAAACAUUCACCGAUUAGGGAGAACUGAUACAAAUUUUGAUAUAACUAUUUAAAUCUACUCUAAGUUUCUCGAAAUUUCAAUCGCUUUUAGCCAAUGGGUUUACAUGUAAGAUAAUAUGAGAUCCAACUUGUUUUAAAUUUCUUUCUAGUAUUUUUGAUAUGGAAUCCAACUUAGCUAAAGUGGUUUUGUUUGUCACCGGAGGAAUCGAGUUCGAAGGAUUGAAAAUUUUAAAACAUUUUAAAAAACUACCCGGUAAUGACUACACGGCAAAAUAUAAACAAUGACCCGUCCGGAAGGAUUAUCUUCCAUUUCAAGAGCUUUCAAAUGAGCUAGAUGUUGAAACGGCUUUCGACGAAGCCUUAACUGAAUCCUGCUCAAGUAUAACAUGUAUGUAUCUUCAGUUUUUAAACAGAGAAGUGAAGAGAAGGCCGUUUCUAUAGUUUAGAUUUAUCUACAUCGUCUUCAGAACUGAGAACCUUUAUUCAGUUAGAUCAUGCUAGUUAGCUUUGUUCCACGGUAAAAGAGUUUACUCCAGAACUCGUUUUGCGGAAGUUGGCUUACAUGUAAAAAUGGUCUCUUCCUUCAAUUGAUAAUGAUGACAUUUAUCAUAUUAACUGCCGAAGGAAAAUACUUUCUUUUUCAAUAUGCUUCAUUUCACUUGAAGUUCGGAAAUUUUUAAUGCCACAUCUAAAUACACAAUUUAAAGAGGAAACUCAACAGCAAACGAUAGAACGAGUAGGUUUCAAACUGUAUAUAACAUAUUGUUUCCUCAAAGUCCUAAAGGGAGGAGGCGGGAUAAAAGCAGUGUCUUUUUAGCCCCUUUUGGUUUUGUCCCCAAACUUUAAGCCCAUAACCUUUUGGGACCCUGUCACAUGAACUGAGAUAAAUGAAAAUUAAUGACUAAAGACAGGCUGUGUUUCUUGUCUUGGUAAACACUGUUUAAAUGUAGAAGUAUUUAAAGUGUACAGAUAUAAAAACAGGGGAUCAGUUAAUGAAAAAAGGGGCAUUAAUAAGUUGUCACUACAAAAUGUAUAAUUUCUAAGAACAUAAAAAAUUAUUUUAAA